Molecule: messenger RNA, 1941 nt
Organism: Brassica rapa (field mustard)
Lineage: Eukaryota; Viridiplantae; Streptophyta; Magnoliopsida; Brassicales; Brassicaceae
Molecular function (GO): nucleic acid binding; zinc ion binding
Source: RefSeq, a predicted model, not a curated record
AUGGCUCCGGAUACUCCUCCUAUGCAUGUCACGAAUGAUAGACAAGUGCGGAACUUGAUCGAGUUGGCCAAGACACACUUUGUACGCCUUUGUGUAUCAAGCCAGAGCCAAGUAGAAGCUGGAGUUGAUGAUGAUGCGGAUGUGUCUGAUGGUGAUGAUAGUAAUUUUGCUGAUGAAGAUACUAGUCAAGAUACUGAUUCAGAGUGGGAUGAAGAUAGUAAUGAUGCUGAUGAUGUUCAAGCAACUGCUGAUGAUGUUCAAGCAACUGUUGCUGUUGAUGUUGACGAUGGUGUAAACUACAAUGAUUACGGGAAAGUGAAAGAUGAGGAUUCUGACGAGGAUGCAAAUGAAACGCUUUAUGAUGGUUAUAAAGCACAGUUCUCUGGUGGGGAAGGAAGAUCGUUGUCCUUAAAGGACAAUAUAUAUGUCGGUCAGAGUUUUGCUAAACGGGUUGGGAUCAUAGAUGGGCUUACACCAAAGCAUAUCAAAGACGCGAUGAGGAACAUGUUUGGUAUGAAGCUUGAUUACAACACUUCGUAUAGAGCUUUGUUAUCUGCGCAAGAUUUGGUGAGAGGAACAACAGAAGAUAGAUAUGAGAAUCUGCCUUCUUAUUUGCGUCAGAUCGAGAUAUCGAAUCCGGGAACUGUCACAUGUCUUGUGAAAGAUGGUGAAAACAGAUUUAAGUAUCUAUUCCUAUCUUUUGCAACUUCGAUAGCUGGUUUUAACUAUCUUAGGAGGGUUAUUGUGGUGGAUGAGACUCAUCUAUGUGGAAAGUAUGAAGGAGUUAUGCUACUUGCUGCUGUCCAAGAUGGUAAUUUUCAGAUUUUUCCGUUAGCUUUUGCGAUUGUAGAUGCGGAGAAUGAUGAGUCAUGGGAAUGGUUUUUUACCCAAUUGCGGAGAUGUGUUUCAGAUCAGUAUGCUUUGGUGAUAGUUUCUGACAGGCACGGUUCCAUUAAGAAGGCGUGUGAGAAGGUUUUUCCUUGGGCAGGGCGAGGAAUAUGCUAUUAUCAUCUACAACAGAACAUAGUCCAAAAGUUCAAGGGAAAGCACAUGUUGUACUUGGUCAAAGGCGCUGCUUAUGCACAUACGCUUUUCGAUUUUAACCGCUACAUGGAUGAGAUACGGAGUAUAAACCCAAGCCUUGCAACAUAUUUGGAGAAUGCUGACGUCUCUUUAUGGUCACAAGUUCACUUUCAAGGUGACAGAUACAACAUAAAGACUAGCAACAUCGCAGAAUCCAUCAACUCUGCACUUAAGCCAGCCAAAGGAUUCCCAAUCUCAUUCCUUCUUGAAUUUAUCCGCGAGAAGCUAGGAAGGUGGUUCUUUAAAAGGAGAGAAGAUGCUUUGAGUCUCACUUCACAUCAUAGUCGGGGAGUCGAAAACUUGUUGGCUAUUCGUGAAGAGUAUGCAGAUAUGAUGAAUGUGGAGCGUAUUGAUGGUUGGCGAUUUGUUGUGAGAGGAGGACAUCGAGAUUGUGUUGUUGACUUGGAACUUCGGAGGUGUCAAUGUGGUGUGUUUGAUAUUGAGAAGAUACCUUGUUCACAUGCCAUUGCAGCUGCAAAAGAUGCAAAUAUUCAUGUCUCUACGCUUGUAUGCCCAUCCUAUUCAAAGAAUUAUCUUUAUGCAGCAUACGCGGCAAAUAUAUAUCCCAAAAGUGACGUUUUGGAAGCUCCCAACACUGAUGACACAUCACCUGCCAAUGAAGAAGAAGCUCCUAACACUGAUGACACAACACCUGCUAAUGAAGAAGGAGCUGAUAAGGCACGUAAAUGUCUUCCUCCAGAGGUCAAGCGUGGAAGGGGUAGGCAAAAGAAGUCGAGGUGGCAGUCUUGGCUAGAAAUUUCCAGGAUGAGGGGAAACCAACCGCGAAAACUGCACAAGGAUUAUACUUGCUCCCAGUGCAAACAACCGGGUCACACUCGUCAUAACUGUCCAGGUUAA